AUGCAUUGUGUGACUGCGUGUGCGUCGGUUCGAAUUGUGGCGUUGUACGAUAUUUUCUUUCGGGGCACCCGAAACAGGACUACGAUUGGCCGGUUGCUUAGUCGGACGAUCGAGGGGCGGUUCAGUGCGAAGUCGUCGCUGCGACAGAAUCGGUGGGUUUUGGUAUCAGUCGUUGAUGCACUGCUGCAGAAGAUGAUCUUCGUUUUUGUCCAGAUUCGAGCAGAUGUAAAAAUCGUUUCACCGAAGAUUCGUGAACUCUCGUUCAAGUCUGCGGUGAAAAAAGCACCUCCGGGUCUCGGGGAUCGAAACUUGUGA
Messenger RNA from Soboliphyme baturini, 315 nucleotides. NCBI's taxonomy places the organism in Eukaryota, Metazoa, Nematoda, Enoplea, Dioctophymatida, Soboliphymatidae. The record is from the annotation of a GenBank genome assembly.